AUGUCACGCUUCUUCUUGCUCACCUUCUUCGUCCUCUUGGCUGUUUCCACCAUGGCCAUGCCUUCCGAAGACGUCCGUUCAAGAUCCUGUGGAGGGAUUCGUGUCUUCGAACGUCUUCAACGCGUCUGUGGCAUGAUUCUCUGCAUUGACCAAUCUGGUGACCUUGCCACCACAAUCUGCGGUCGCGGCCUCACCGACUUGGAACUGAUGGAAAUGUGCUGCCCGCAAUAA
Messenger RNA from Caenorhabditis briggsae, 231 nucleotides. Gene Ontology annotation, cellular component: extracellular region. The transcript has 2 exons. NCBI's taxonomy places the organism in Eukaryota, Metazoa, Nematoda, Chromadorea, Rhabditida, Rhabditidae. The record is from RefSeq and is a predicted model, not a curated record. Gene Ontology annotation, molecular function: hormone activity. The coding region runs from base 1 to 231 and encodes 76 amino acids.